Penicillium atrosanguineum is the source of this 1296-nucleotide messenger RNA. RefSeq names its product BAG family molecular chaperone regulator. The record is from RefSeq and is a predicted model, not a curated record. NCBI's taxonomy places the organism in Eukaryota, Fungi, Ascomycota, Eurotiomycetes, Eurotiales, Aspergillaceae. Bases 1 to 1296 code for a protein of 431 amino acids. The transcript has a single exon. Gene Ontology annotation, molecular function: protein-folding chaperone binding.
AUGGCAAAAAAAAAGUGCGCUCUCCGCCUUGUCUGCCUGGAAGCCAGUUAUGGGGGGCAUGACUUCACCACCACCUCGGACCAGCUGCCCCUCCAGCGAUCCAUGACUCUCCUGCCCUCGCCCCUCGCUCAGUCCACCUUGGGUGAGAAGUGCGCAUUCUACCUGGACCACGUUACAGACAGUCUCUCGUUCUUGCAGUCACUUCGCCCUCGACUGGACCCUGUUCUGACAUACUCGGCCACGUCUCUCCACUCCAUCGCGCGAGCGCUGCCAUUCGACGCCGACGAACAAACCACCACUGCCUGCGCGGCUGUUCUGAUCUGCAUAAUUACCGUUGCCGUGAUGAGUUGGACCAACCCCCUUUCGAACCUCUGGCGCCGCUCGCCCAGCUACGCAUCUGCCCCACAAGUUCGCGACGGCGACUUUAGUUAUAUCGGACCGGGCGAUAUUGUCGACCCGCCCUCCCAGGGCUACAGCGCCACCGCAGAUGAGAAUGAGCCUGAUAUCAUUUGUCUCCGACACCGCGGUACGAUCUACCCGCUCCACUUCCGCGCAUAUGCUAUCGAUGAUGGUGUCCUAUCCGUUGGCGCACUGCGCCAUGAGGCGGCCGCAAAGAUGGGUGUGAGCAAUCCCAACCAAGUCCGUCUGUUAUACAAGGGAAAUCUCCUCAAGGAUGAUUCCCGGGCAUGCAAAUCGGAAGGAUUGAAGCAGCACUCCGAGGUGCUGUGCGUGGUUUCUGAAGUUGGAGCCAACACACCUAGUGACGUCUCCGACUACGACGGCCGAACGAGUGACCCGACAAUCCAGCGCCCCGGGUCCUCUUCAUCGCGCCUGGACGGCGAAGUAGAGCCGACACGGACGACCAAGAAGAAAUCAAAGAAGAAGAACAACAACAACAACAAAAAGAAGAACAAUAGACCCGCAGGCGGAGAGGAUGCGUUGGGAUCAUCGACUUCCCUUGCCCCUCCGCAACCCGCGUCUGAUCGACCGUCUACCCCUAUGCAGCCCCCGAACCUGAAGCUCAUCAAGACCCCACUGGAGCAGAUUGCUGCCCUGGUUGGAUACCUUCAACAAGAACUGAUCCCACUUUGUGAUGGAUAUGUGGCCAACCCGCCCACCGAUCCUAAGAAGCGGGAAUUCGAGUACAGGAAGCUGAGCGAGACCAUUUUGGCGCAGAUCAUGCUGAAGGCAGACGGCAUCGAGCCUGAUGGCAAUGAGACCGUCCGUAACGCGCGCAAGGCACUCAUCAGGGAAGCGCAAGCGAAUCUCAACCGAUUGGACCAGGCCAACAGAUAA